This is a messenger RNA of Exophiala aquamarina CBS 119918, 300 nucleotides long. Its product is annotated as NADH dehydrogenase (ubiquinone) 1 beta subcomplex 7. Lineage: Eukaryota; Fungi; Ascomycota; Eurotiomycetes; Chaetothyriales; Herpotrichiellaceae. The transcript is spliced from 3 exons. Gene Ontology annotation, cellular component: mitochondrion. The record is from RefSeq and is a predicted model, not a curated record. The coding region runs from base 1 to 300 and encodes 99 amino acids.
AUGGCUGUUAUAGAGACCGUCAAAGAAGCCAUUGGCCUCGGCCAUUCAGAUGCAGCACCAUCUCCCGCUUCGCGUGAGGCAAUGUCAGAAGCAAAACUACCCCUAGCAUAUCGAGAUAGCUGUGCCGGUCUCCUGAUCCCUCUCAAUAAGUGCCGCCAUGACACCUUUUUCGCCAUCUGGAAAUGCGAGAACGAACGACACACUUAUGAAAAAUGCCAAUACGAGGAAUUCAAGAAAAGAGUGGCCAGAAUGAAGGAAUUGCGCGCUGCGAAAGCCUCCGAAUCCAAUGCUGUGGCCUGA